AUGUAAUAAAUAGAAGAACUUAUAUGUCCAGAAUGUUAAAUGAUGUUUAAUGAGAAUGAAAAUCUGCCAUUGAUGCUUCCAGAUUGUGGACAUACAAUAUGUUAAAAUUGUAUUUAACAAAUGUUAAUCAAUAAAAAAUACAUUGUUUGUCCAGAAGAUGGGUAAAAUUAUUAUUUAUUAUAGUAUCAUGGCCAAAAAUAAAAAUGAUAUCUCAUAAUUUCCAAAAAAUUGUUAAUUAUUAAAAAUGGUGGUCAAAAAUAAAACCUAAUACCAGUAAAGUAGAUAAUCAGCAAGAAAUGAUGAUAAUGAUAUAAAUUAUCAGUUGUAAUUAAACAACUUAAUUUCUAAUGAUAUUCCUAAUGAUUUAUGUUAGGAACAUCUAGAAAAAUUAGAAAUAGUAUGUCUCACAGAUUAAGUUAGAAUUUGUACAAGAUGUGCAUUAUUUGGAUAACAUCGACAUCAUGAGGUUCGUUCAUUUGAUGAUGUUGUAAAAGAAAUCACUUAAAAAGCUGAAAAUAUUAUGUAGAUAUAUUAAAAGAUCCUAUAAAAGUAAAGUGAAAUGACAGAAUAAAAAUAUUUCGAACCAUUAUAAGAAAGAUUUUCAAGUGUUCUUACAGAGAGUCAUAAUACAGUAAAAGAGAAAUUUAAAGAACUUCAUUAAUUAUUAGAUCUAAAAGAAUAGAGACUUAUAGAAUAAUUGACUACAUUAACAUAAUCACUAGAAUAAUAAACAAAAAAAUAAGUUAAAGAAUUGUUAUAAAAUUGCUUAUCUUAGGCUGAAUUAUGGAAGAUAACAGCUAAAGAUAGAUUAGUAUAUUUCUCAACUAAAACAGAAAAUGGAGAAUUACCUUUAGAUUUAUUAAAUAAUUAAGAUUAUGCUUGUGUAGAUAAGGGAAAGGGAAUAUAUGAUGAAUUAGAGAAGAUCUAAAAAUAAUUGGAUAUUAAAUUAUAAAAUAUUAAAAUAAAGAAAUUAAGAGUAGAUCUCAAAAAGACAGAAAUAGAUAAGAGUUUUGAUAAUCUCUUUACUAUUACUUUAUAAUUAAGUAAUGUCAAUAAUACCAGUAUUAUGACUAAGAGUAGUUAAAUAUUAAAAAAUAUCAAUACUUUAACAGAUUCAACAUUAUUAUAGGAUAUAAAGAGAAAUGAAAGUUUUAGUAAAUUAUGUGGUUAAGAUGUUUUUUCAAGUUUUUGUUAAGAUGAGCCAAUGUUACUUAAAGAUAUAUCUAUGGCAGAUUGGAGUGAGAGUCUUAUGGAUGAUACUACAAAUAUUACUUAAGUAAAAAGUCCAAAUAGAAGUAGUAUAGAAUAAGAAGAAUUUAUAAAAAAUAAGAAUGGAUCUGGAUUAAAAGAACUUAAAGAAAUUUAACCUGUAGUAAGUUCAUAAACAAUUCAAUCAACUACUCCUACAAAACCAGAGAGAAUUUAAAUUAGAGCAUUAGAAAAACUUAAAGGAUCCUUUUAAUAACCAAGUCCUGGUAGAAGAGAUAUAGAAUAAGUUAAUUCUAUAAGAUAAGGAGUUAGUCCUAAUACUAAAAUAUAAGANCAUCGACAUCAUGAGGUUCGUUCAUUUGAUGAUGUUGUAAAAGAAAUCACUUAAAAAGCUGAAAAUAUUAUGUAGAUAUAUUAAAAGAUCCUAUAAAAGUAAAGUGAAAUGACAGAAUAAAAAUAUUUCGAACCAUUAUAAGAAAGAUUUUCAAGUGUUCUUACAGAGAGUCAUAAUACAGUAAAAGAGAAAUUUAAAGAACUUCAUUAAUUAUUAGAUCUAAAAGAAUAGAGACUUAUAGAAUAAUUGACUACAUUAACAUAAUCACUAGAAUAAUAAACAAAAAAAUAAGUUAAAGAAUUGUUAUAAAAUUGCUUAUCUUAGGCUGAAUUAUGGAAGAUAACAGCUAAAGAUAGAUUAGUAUAUUUCUCAACUAAAACAGAAAAUGGAGAAUUACCUUUAGAUUUAUUAAAUAAUUAAGAUUAUGCUUGUGUAGAUAAGGGAAAGGGAAUAUAUGAUGAAUUAGAGAAGAUCUAAAAAUAAUUGGAUAUUAAAUUAUAAAAUAUUAAAAUAAAGAAAUUAAGAGUAGAUCUCAAAAAGACAGAAAUAGAUAAGAGUUUUGAUAAUCUCUUUACUAUUACUUUAUAAUUAAGUAAUGUCAAUAAUACCAGUAUUAUGACUAAGAGUAGUUAAAUAUUAAAAAAUAUCAAUACUUUAACAGAUUCAACAUUAUUAUAGGAUAUAAAGAGAAAUGAAAGUUUUAGUAAAUUAUGUGGUUAAGAUGUUUUUUCAAGUUUUUGUUAAGAUGAGCCAAUGUUACUUAAAGAUAUAUCUAUGGCAGAUUGGAGUGAGAGUCUUAUGGAUGAUACUACAAAUAUUACUUAAGUAAAAAGUCCAAAUAGAAGUAGUAUAGAAUAAGAAGAAUUUAUAAAAAAUAAGAAUGGAUCUGGAUUAAAAGAACUUAAAGAAAUUUAACCUGUAGUAAGUUCAUAAACAAUUCAAUCAACUACUCCUACAAAACCAGAGAGAAUUUAAAUUAGAGCAUUAGAAAAACUUAAAGGAUCCUUUUAAUAACCAAGUCCUGGUAGAAGAGAUAUAGAAUAAGUUAAUUCUAUAAGAUAAGGAGUUAGUCCUAAUACUAAAAUAUAAGAUUGUAAGAAAAAGAAAAUGUUUAAGAUUAAUGAGAAAUUUGAAAAUGUUUGGUAAGCAUUUAAGAGUGAUAAUUUAGAAAUAGCAGAUUUUUCAAGUGCAGGUAUAUAUAUAUAUAAUGAUUAUAUUAGAAUUAGGAGAUGAAGGAUUAUAAUUUAUAGGGGAUAUUCUUAAAAUAUCUAAGAGAGUUAAAUAACUUAAAUUAGUUAGAAAUAAAAUAACUGAUGAGGGUGCUUGUAAACUAUUAGAUUGUUUAGUAUAUAAUACAAAUUAAGCUUUUUAAAGUCUACAUUUAUCAUCAAAUAUGAUAACUGAAAGGACUCUAGAUUAUUUUAUUUCUUUAGUUAGAAAUUCCCCCUAAAGUUGUUCAUUGCCAAAAUCUUUAUAUUUGAACCAAACUUUAAUAAAUGCAACCAAAGCCAAAAAGAAAAUUGAAGAUUUAAAGCGCGUUGGAUAUUUAGUGAAUAUUUGA
Paramecium pentaurelia is the source of this 3104-nucleotide messenger RNA. The record is from the annotation of a GenBank genome assembly. Lineage: Eukaryota; Ciliophora; Oligohymenophorea; Peniculida; Parameciidae.